AUGGCUAAUCGGAAACCGGAAUUUCUUUCAUGCAAAUUACUGGAAUCCUCAGCCAACAUCACUGGGCUGCUAGAGACGAGCGAGGCUGGAGGGCGGCGUCGUAAGAGAAAAGCAUCAGUGGGAUCUCGAGGCGCAUCGACAUCAAGAUUUUCGGGCAGUGGCGCUCCAAAAAGCACGGUCAAGGUGGCCAGCCGGCACUACAGCGGGGCCGGCGGAGGUCGCACCAACUUCUACAUGUCGUCCGGCAGUCAGCCGAUGCCGUCCAGCUACUCGUACAGGACCACUGGCGGCUCGAUCAUCUACUUGGGAUCAGCGAGCCACUCCCAUGCCCACAUCGCCAAGGGAUCACAAUUUCCGACAAGUCACCAAAUCAUCAUCAGCCUUAUAGUCGACGAUUUGAACUAUCCGCUACAGCUUACCAUCUCCUUUGAUGCGCGAGUCAUCGAGCGAAACGCUAAAGUGAACGGAACCUGGGGAGAGCCGGAAAAGAAGGGCACAAUGCCCAUCGAUAAUUGGAGGAUAUUCUCGCUGACCGUCCUGAAUGUCAAUUCGACGUUCGAGAUCUAUUUCAACAACGAGCACUUUGCCCCCUUCACACAUCGGACCGCUAAAUUGCCGACGCGGAUUCGGAUAGAAGGAGAUGUUGAGGUGCACUCUGCCGCAUUGACGCCCUACAAAAGC
Messenger RNA from Mesorhabditis spiculigera, 681 nucleotides. The record is from the annotation of a GenBank genome assembly. Lineage: Eukaryota; Metazoa; Nematoda; Chromadorea; Rhabditida; Rhabditidae.